CCUCCUCCUCUCCUCCCCCUCCUCCGCCGCGGUCGCCUCAUCGGCCCCUCCGCCGCCGCCACCGCCGCCGCUGCCGCCGCCGCCGCCGCCAUGGACGCCGUUGCCGACUGGGGGCUCGCGCCGCUCAGCUCCGUCGACCCCGAGGUCCACGACCUCAUCGAGCGCGAGAAGCGGCGGCAGAGCCACGGGAUCGAGCUCAUCGCCUCCGAGAACUUCACCUCCUUCGCCGUGAUCGAGGCCCUCGGGAGCGCACUCACCAACAAGUACUCCGAGGGCAUGCCCGGGAACCGCUACUACGGCGGCAACGAGUUCAUCGACCAGAUCGAGGAGCUCUGCCGCGCCCGCGCGCUCGAAGCGUUCCGCCUCGACCCCGCGCUCUGGGGCGUCAACGUCCAACCCUACUCCGGGAGCCCCGCCAACUUCGCCGCGUACACCGCGCUCCUCAACCCCCACGAUCGCAUCAUGGGGCUCGAUCUCCCCUCGGGGGGCCACCUCACCCACGGCUACUACACCGCCGGGGGGAAGAAGAUCUCGGCCACCUCCAUCUACUUCGAGAGCUUGCCCUAUAAGGUGAGCGCCGCGACGGGUUACAUCGACUACGACAAGCUCGAGGAGAAGGCGCUCGAUUUCCGCCCCAAGCUCAUCAUCUGCGGCGGGAGCGCGUACCCGAGGGACUGGGACUACGCCAGGUUCAGAUCCAUCGCCGACAAGUGCGGCGCCAUGCUCCUCUGCGACAUGGCGCACAUCAGCGGCCUCGUCGCCGCUCAGGAAGCUGCAAAUCCUUUCGAGUACUGCGAUGUGGUAACGACCACGACCCACAAGAGUCUUCGUGGACCGAGGUCCGGCAUGAUCUUCUACAGAAAGGGCCCCAAGCCUCCCAAGAAGGGCCAGCCCGAGGAUGCUGUGUACGACUACGAAGAUAAGAUCAACUUCACAGUCUUCCCAUCGCUCCAAGGUGGCCCUCACAAUCACCAGAUUGCCGCCCUCGCCGUGGCCCUGAAACAGGCCACGACCCCUGGUUUCAAGGCCUAUGCUAAGCAGGUGAAGGCCAAUGCUGUUGCCCUAGGAAACUAUCUGAUGAACAAGGGGUACAAAUUGGUCACUGGUGGGACUGAGAACCACCUUGUGCUCUGGGAUCUCCGGCCCCUCGGCUUGACUGGGAAUAAGGUUGAGAAGCUUUGCGAUCUGUGCAAUAUCACAGUGAACAAGAAUGCUGUCUUUGGGGACAGCAGCGCGUUGGCUCCUGGUGGAGUUCGGAUUGGCGCUCCGGCGAUGACAUCUCGGGGAUUGGUGGAGAAGGACUUUGAGCAGAUCGCGGAGUUCCUGCACCAGGCGGUGACGUUAUGCCUGAGCAUCCAGAAGGAGCACGGGAAGCUCCUCAAGGACUUCAACAAGGGCCUCGCAAACAACAAGCAGAUCGAGGACCUCAAGGCCGCGGUCGAGAAGUUCUCGGCCUCCUUCGACAUGCCCGGGUUCCAAAUGUCCGAGAUGAAGUACAAGGAUUAGACAAAGACGAAAAAAAGGGAAAAAAAAAAAAUGCCCCUUUGGUUUUGGUUGUUUCUUUUAGGUCUCUCCUUCUGUGUUCUUCCGAUUCGUAUCUCAAAAUCUAUCCUUUUUUUUCGAGCUUCUUUAAGAUUAUUCUAUCGAUAAGAUAACAAACGCUGCAUCAUCAAAUGAGAUGUAAUCCGAUGCCAUAGUUGUUUUCCUGGGCAAUAAAGUCGAGUGAUGGUGUUUGAUACUUCA
Ananas comosus (pineapple) is the source of this 1743-nucleotide messenger RNA. Its product is annotated as serine hydroxymethyltransferase 4. The transcript has 4 exons. Bases 91 to 1506 code for a protein of 471 amino acids. Gene Ontology annotation, biological process: tetrahydrofolate interconversion; L-serine catabolic process; folic acid metabolic process. Gene Ontology annotation, cellular component: cytoplasm. Lineage: Eukaryota; Viridiplantae; Streptophyta; Magnoliopsida; Poales; Bromeliaceae. The record is from RefSeq and is a predicted model, not a curated record. Gene Ontology annotation, molecular function: zinc ion binding; cobalt ion binding; pyridoxal phosphate binding.